Molecule: messenger RNA, 3788 nt
Organism: Rubroshorea leprosula
Lineage: Eukaryota; Viridiplantae; Streptophyta; Magnoliopsida; Malvales; Dipterocarpaceae
Source: the annotation of a GenBank genome assembly
ACCAGCACCCGCUCCUCCUCCUGCAAAUCCUCCUCCACCAUCGUUGCCGGGUUCCACCGUUUCUCUCACUCUUAAUAUCAUCUCAAACACAACGAAUACUGCAAAAGUACUGAGAAAUCAAUCACAACCUCAGAUCUCUGAGUUCUAAUCUCCGACGGCGCCUUAUUUACGUUCAAACUCGGCAGAUAUUCUCCGGUUGAAGCUGCAUUUCUCUCUGUGAAGGAGACUUAAGCAAUGGACCGUCGUUGGCCUUGGAAGAAGAAGUCAUCUGACAAGGCUGAAAGGGCAGCAGCAGCAGCUGCCGCUGCAGCAGACUCUUUGGCUGCUACUUUGGCUUCUGCUGAAUCUCAAGGCAAUCAGGAUAAUUACAAAAAACCAAACUAUGUUCAAAUAUCUGUGGAAUCAUAUUCACAUCUCAAUAGUUUGGAGGAUCAAGUUCAGACAUUGGAAGAUCAGAUUAAGGAUUUGAAUGAGAAGCUGUCAACAGCUCAUUCAGAGAUUACUACUAAGGAUAACCUGGUGAAACAGCAUACAAAAGUUGCAGAAGAAGCAGUUUCAGGUUGGGAGAAGGCUGAAGCAGAAGCGUCGGCAUUAAAAAAUCAUCUUGAAUCUGUUACACUUUUGAAGCUCACUGCUGAAGAUAAAGCAUCACAUUUAGAUGGUGCUCUUAAAGAAUGCAUGCGGCAGAUACGGAAUCUCAAGGAAGAUCAUGAACAGAAGUUGCAAGAUGUUGUCCUUACCAAAAACAAGCAAUGCGAAAAGAUUAAGCUUGAGCUUGAAGCCAGGAUAGCUGGCUUAGACCAAGAACUCCUUAGGGCUGAAGCUGAAAAUGCUGCACUUUCAAGGUCAAUGCAAGAGCGCUCUAACAUGCUCAUCAAGAUAAGUGAAGAAAAAUCACAAGCAGAGGCUGAGAUUGAGCUUCUGAAGAGUAAUAUUGAAUCAUGUGAAAGAGAAAUCAAUUCACUUAAGUAUGAACUGCAUGUGGCUUUGAAAGAGCUAGAAAUUCGUAAUGAAGAGAAAAACAUGAGUGUGAGAUCUGCAGAAGUAGCCAACAAGCAGCAUGUGGAGGGCGUUAAAAAAAUAGCAAAGUUGGAAGCUGAAUGCCAAAGAUUGAGAGGCCUUGUACGGAAGAAGUUGCCAGGUCCUGCUGCACUUGCCCAAAUGAAGCUAGAAGUUGAGAGUUUAGGACGGGAUUAUGGAGAUACUCGAUUAAGAAAGUCUCCAGUUAAGCCUUCUAGUCCACAUGUGCCCCAAGUGACUGACUUUUCUGUUGACCAUGGACAGAAAUUCCAGAAAGAGAAUGAGUUCCUCACAGAACGUUUAUUAGCAAUGGAAGAAGAGACAAAGAUGUUGAAAGAAGCUCUGGCAAAGCGUAAUGGUGAACUUCAAGCUUCUAGAAAUCUGUGUGCUAAGACUGUUAGUAAGCUUCAAAGUUUAGAAGCACAACUACAGAUCAUCAAUCAUCAGAAGAGUUCCCUGAAAGGCAUUGCUCAGAUUCCUACCGAAGGCUUCUCAAUACAAAAUGCUAGCAAUCCACCUAGCAUCACUUCUGUUUCUGAAGAUGGAAAUGAUGAUGAUGCAAGCUGUGCGGAAUCAUGGACAACUGCAUUAAUAUCUGAACUCUCCCAAAUCAAGAAGGAAAAGAACAUUGUGAAAGUGAACAAAACUGGAAAUGCAAAGCACCUGCACCUUAUGGAUGACUUUCUGGAGAUGGAGAAGCUGGCUUGUUUGUCAAAUGAUUCAAAUACAAAUGGUGUAACCGCCAUUUCAGAGAGUGCUGAUAAUAAGACAUCUGAUAUUGCUAGGACUAGGAGUGAUGCAUCAGGAGAGAUUGCUUCAACCAAAGAUCUCCAGUCUGACAAGCAGAACUUCAUGCAUUCUUCGGUGGAUCAUUUAUCUUCUAACAUGGAUUUGGCAGUAGUGAAUCCUGAAUCUGAUGCAUGUGAGCCUCCUGUUAUGAAGCUUCGAGCAAAGAUCUCCAUGGUGCUUGAAUCGAUGUCCAAGGAUGCCAACUUGCAGAGUACUUUGGAGGAUAUUAAACGAGUGCUGCAGGAUGCACAGGAUAAUCUGAAUCAACACUCUGUAAAUUGUGUCUCUGAUGAACUACAGUGUUCUAAUCUGACAUGCAAUGGGCAGGCUUAUCCCAAAGACAGUGGCUUAACUGCAGAGAAAGAAAUUUCUUUGUCACAAGAUGGCAAGGUGGAUCCAGAAACUGUGCAGAUUAUAAGUCAAGAAUUGGUAGCUGCCAUUUCUCAGAUUUAUGAUUUUGUUUUGUCCCUGGGAAAAGAAGCAAGGAUAGUUGAUGACAUCUGUUCCAGUGGCAAUGAUUUAAGCCAAAAAAUUGAGGAGUUCUCUGUCACCUUUAAUAAGGUCUUAUGCAAGGAAGGAGUUUUGGCUGAUUUUAUUUUUGAUCUUUCUUGUGUUCUAGCUAAUGCUAGUGAACUAAAAUUCAAUGUGUUGGGCUAUAAAGGUAACGAAGUAGAAAUUAGCAGUCCUGAUUGCAUAGAUAAGGUUGCUUUGCCUGAGAAUAAGGUGGUCCAACGGGAUUUGUCAGGAGAAAGAUAUCAAAAUGGUUGCAUCCACAUUUCUAAUCCUGAGGUUCCUGAUGAUGGGAAUUUAGUCCCAGUCUAUGAAGCAAAGCCUGCUUCCUGCAAAAUAUCCUUGGAGGAGUUUGAAGAAUUGAAAUCAGAGAGAGAUGGCAUCGCAGUCGAUCUUGCUCGAUGUACUGAAAAUCUGGAGAUGACUAAGUCACAAUUACAUGAAACUGAACAGCUUCUAGCAGAAACUAAAUCGCAGUUGGCUUCAGCUCAGAGGACAAACAGUUUGGCUGAUACACAGCUCAAGUGCAUGGCAGAGUCUUAUAAGUCACUUGAAACUCGUGCAGCUGAGUUAGGAAGUGAGGUGAGCCUUCUCCGAGUAAAGAUAGAAAAUCUAGAAAAGGAGCUUCAAGAUGAAAAGCAAGGUCAUCAUGAUGCUUUAGCUAGAUGUAAGGAACUUGAGGAGCAACUCCAAAGGAAUGGAAGCUGUUCCGUCUGUUCUGCAGCUGAUGGUGACUUGAAGAGCAAGCAGGAGAGAGAAUUAGCGGCUGCAGCAGAGAAGCUGGCUGAGUGUCAAGAAACCAUAUUUCUUCUCGGCAAGCAAUUGAAAUCCCUGCAUCCGCAAACAGAAACCAUGGGAUCUCCAUACAAUGAAAGGAGUCAAAGGGAUGAAGGACAAGCUGAAGAUGAACAGACUACAAGCAGCAACUUCCAAGACUCGGAUCUGGUGGAGAUGGACACUGCUGCUAGCAUCCCAAGAACAGGUGGAGACUCACCAGUGACUCUGGACACCUCACCAUGCAGCCCACCUGAUACCGAAGGCAACCUUGGGAUAUCACCGGUGAACUCAAAGCUUCCAAAACACAGGCCUACCAAGUCAAGCUCAUCAUCUACCUCUUCCACCCCAACACCAGAGAAAAACCAGCGAGGAUUCAGCAGAUUCUUCUCAUCAAAAGCGAAAAACGGCCACUAAGUCAAAGCCAACACAGCUCGUGAGUAAUAACUGCAAAAGUUUUAGAAGGCCAGUUAAUAAAAUUAUAAACAUCAACAGUUGGAGCUCUCUUAUCAUCAUUACUGGAUGUUUAGAAUCACAUUUUGGAGGUUUCUGAUCUCAAGUAAAGUAUUUGCUGAGUUUGACAUUGUGAAGUUAUGCAUGGGACAUUGCGUUAACUUUUGUAACUACUGACUGUAUAUGAUAUCCAUAUCCAGUUAAUUUGUUUUCUUGUAUUCUACCUCUUAUUCCUGUUGUAU